AAGCGCCAGCACAGGUUACUACACUUAUUUUCAGCUAUAUGUAUCAGCUGUCUAAGCAUUGACUUCACAGAGCUAACAGCAUGGGUGUAUAAUACUGUUGCGGGACUAUGUCGUAAUAAAGUCACCGGUCUAGGUGUGUUGCCUAUACCUAUAUAGCUGUCAUUGGUUUUUCACUGGGUUAGUUGCUACUUGGAGACAGACAGUUGGGAGCCUUCAGAACCACAAACAGGCAGCGGGCGUGUGUUGCCACCCCCCCAGUGCCAAAACACCUUGCCUGACACACCAGGCAAUCAAAUACCCCCUCCGCCCAGUACUGUGUGCAUACAAAGGGCGCAACUUAGUUAGGCGGUGUCCAUAUCACCUACCUGUUUGCUGCAUACGUGAUAUUUGGUGCAUUGUUUGCUUGCUGUGCUCACUGUGUGCGUGUGACUUGUCUUGCUUGCAGAAUUUGCCGUCCUGGCUCAAUCAUAGGACCCCAGCAACACUACCUUGCAGAGUACGUCAUCUGAUACGAUACAUGAACAGCCACACCCUUACACACACUAGACGGUGUGGCUGGUGUGUUUACAUUUUCCUUCAGUAUAAAGUUUCAAAGUCGGUAGAUACUGUAGUUGUGUGUGCGUACACGUCACACCCAGAUGAAAUGUCACAGAAACAGGCCAUUCUGUGGGCAGAGGGAGACAUGUGUCGUGGUCGCGACAUGCCCAAGCUGCAGAGCGGGAAGGCAGAGAAGAUUGCCAAGGCUGAGAAGCUGGAGAAGGAGGCCUGGCUGGAGAAGAUGGAGCGACAGGAGAAGCUGCGCUCCAGCAUGCGAGCCAUGGAUCCCCUCGAGGCCCACAUGCUCCGUAAGAUCACAGCCGACAUGGACACCAUGAUCAUGAGCAGCAAGCACAAGGAGUUUGAGACUGAGUCACUGUGUAGUGAGCUCCUGCCCCCGUACUCUGAGGUGGACCAUCAGGUGGGAGAGGGGAGGGGAGCAGUGACUCAGGGAGACAGACUCAACGCUCUGAAGAGAGGGAGGGCACACCACCACCACUCAAGAAUUGCCUCUGCUGCCGACAGGCACACCCCAGAGCAGAUUCUGCUCAUGGGCCGCACUCGUCAGCAGACCAUUCAGCUCCGCAAGAGUGCAGCAGCAGCGGCGGGGGCCGUGGUCUCCACCCCUCACCCUCCACCUCCCACCUCCUCCUCCUCCUCCUCCACCCAGCUCCCAGCCACGCCUCACGGGAAGCCCAUGAUGACGAGAUCUCGCCAGGCUCCUUCUCGCGGGGUGACCGUCCAGGCCCUGGAGCCAGCAACAGCCCAGACCCUCCCGUCCAUUGUCACCACCAACUCCACUCCCUCCAGUCACAGACCAUCACGUGUUCGUGGCAACUCCUCGGCUCGUACCACAGUGCGCCCGGCGGUCCUGGCCACUGCAGGGAAGAGGGAGAACCUCUAGAGUCCCCUCAGAGAGGCGUCGUCGUCUGUGCCUCCUGCCCGAGGCACUGCACAGAUCAUUUCAUCCUACUUCCACCCCCCUUCCCUUCCCCUCCUCUCCCUUCCCUUCUCGCCCCUCCUUUAGUCCUUUUACAGAACUUUUCAAUCUUUUUGCAGCCUGUAGUUGUACGGUAAUAUGUCACCAUCCAUCCCCCAUUCUUAUUAACAAGAGACUGUACUUACAUAACAACACUUACCUACACAUCAGUUAUCGACUAGACAAUUAUACUGACUGUUAUACGCCUACAUGUUUACCACACGAUCAUUGUAAUCACUGACUCACAGUAAUACUAAACAGUGUUUACUAUGCAUGCAUGUAUAUUUAUAUGUAUGUGUGUGUAUUUACGGACUUGAAGAAGACAAUCUGCUUGUGUGUGUGUGUUUAUCUCUGUGAAUUGUUCGAAUUUACGCAUGCGCGUUCUUAUUGGCGGGAAUUUCUGAUCGGCUGGCCGGCAGGAGGUAGGUAGGUAGGUGUGUCCAUAACCACUGGGAGACGGCACGCUCGUCUAGCGAGGGGAGAGAGGGAACGGAAGGAUGUUCCAGCGUCAGUGGCGGCAAGCGCAGAGGCCUCGUAGGCACGUAACGACGAAGAGCCAAGACGGCUGGGAAGAAGACGGCACACAGGAAAAGGGCAGACUGGGACGUAAGAGAUGAAAGUAGUAAAACGAGUAGUUUUGCCUUAUUCACACAGAGGCACAUUUGCACCAUUCAUGUGUUACCCUGCAUUUGGACAAUCACAUCACAGGUUUAUAGCAAUGACUGCUCGCUUCUUCCACAUAUACAGAACACAGUAAGUGACUUGAGUGUUCAUCAGCUCUCAAGGGAGGAGCUAGUGAGUCACUUGCACCAGCAGCUCUCAUCAACUGCACGUGACCAGCAUUUCUGUGUAGAAUUAAUGUGUUUCCUAGCAGAAAGAGUUCAGUAAUAGAGAGGAAAGAACGAAAACAAAUCACCAUUAAUUAUCCCCCUCCCAACGACGAUAAAAAUACACACGUGUAUGUUCUGCAGGAACUGCGACGGUCUCGCAUACUCUCCAAGAAUGCUGAUAGAGCUAAGAGAGAACUUGAAGAAAUAGUUACGGGUAACACCAGUGGUGUCGGAAAGCCAACUGGGGAGCAGAGUAAAGAGGUACACGUACGUAAUACAUCCAACUGGCAUAUGUAUAGCUUAUACAUAUUUGUGUAUAUGUCCACCCUCACCAUUAAUAAUGUAGAAGCUGCACAGCAUUCUAGAGGAGUCUGAUAGAGCUCUUUCUGUUGUCAAAGACUUGUUUGGCGACGAUCCAAAGAGAUACAGUGGCCAGCCAAAUGUGACAGUGGCUCCUCAUGUGACCACGAAUAAAGCAGCACUCCAGAGGACGUUGUUGGAGAGCAGGCUGGAUGGUCCCACUCCUUCAGCUCUCAAUUCUCCCGGGGGAAUCAGAGACGAAAGCAUCCUUGGGUUGGCCCCUGUCAAACCGGCCCUUAACGACCUACCUUCACCUUCCUCAGAUUUCACGAUCGACGAGUCGACUUUCGAGGACAGUUCCCUGCGAUUGAGCCCCCCAGUGGCCCCCUACCAGCCAGUCGUGGUUGAUUUCCCUCGGUUCCAGCGGCUUGUGGAGGAACACGGAGA
Molecule: messenger RNA, 3093 nt
Organism: Geodia barretti
Lineage: Eukaryota; Metazoa; Porifera; Demospongiae; Tetractinellida; Geodiidae
Source: the annotation of a GenBank genome assembly